CCCGCGGGCGCGCGCGGCGCAGGCCUCCGCCCGCAGGCGGGCGGCCCUGCGGCGCCGACGGGGGGCGCCGGGGCGGCGGCGCGGUCGGCGCCCUGGUGGCAGGCCUUCCUCAUGGUGUGGCUGAGCGGCGUGGCCUGGACCGACCGCUUCGAUCCCCAUCCUGAUGUUCGCGCUGGGCGGCUCGCUCUCGCCCCACGUCGGGUGGCCGUGCGGCAUCGGGAUCGCCGUGGGGAUGUUCUCCGUGCUGGUGCAGGUCGACCAGCGCCUCGCGACCGGGACCGUCCUGAUCGUGUCCUUCUGCUCAGCGGCGUUGGCGGGUGGCUUGGCGCCCUUCCUGUUGGCGGUCAUGGCCACUGGGAUGGUUUCCUUGAACGGCGUCAGGAGGUCGUGUGUCUCGAUGCCAAGGUUUGUAGAGUUACAGCGCAGGUGCUACGGCUCCUACCACAGGCGCAGCGAGCUCAGGGGCGACCUUGAGAGCAUCCAGUGCGGCAGGAGCUUCUUCGGCUGCCACCCACACGGCAUCUUCGCUUGCGGCUGGAUCUCGAACGUGAUCUGGGGCAGCACCUUCUACAAGCUGGCAGGGCGCUGCUUCUUCCUGAUCGAUAACACCCUGAGGAACAAGGGCCUCUUCGCGCGCGUCCUCUGCGACGCGUUCGAGGGCCCGCAUGGUGGCUUCCGGGAUAACAGGCGCCACACCAUUGAGCGGUUGAUGGAGCGGGGGGAGUCGAUCGCCAUGACGCCUGGGGCCUUCGAGGAGGCGACGCUCUGCCAGGUAGGCCUGGACCGCGUCUGGGUGCAGAAGAGGAAGGGCUUCGUGAAGUUCUGCCUGCGCCACGGCUAUCGGGUUCACCCCGUCUACACCUUCGGGGAGUCGGACACCUAUAACACGUUAGGUGGCCUCCAGGACCUCAGACAUCCGGCUGAGGCUCAACAAGCUGGGCAUCCCGACGGUGGCCUUCUGGGGCCUGCCGUGGUGGCCCGUGGCGCCCCGGCGGAACGUGGACCUGCUGACCUAUGUGGGGACGCCGGUGGAGUUCCCGAAGAUCGACGCGCCUUCGACAGAGGAUCGGUCGACGAGUGGCACGGCAAGUACGUCCAGGCGCUGCGCGGCCUCUUCGACAAGUACAAGGCUGAGGCGGGCAGGCCGGACUCCGUCCUCGAGGUGCUGUGAGGCCCCGGGAUCGCCGGGGGGAAGCGGGUCCCGAGCGGAACGGGUCCCGGACCCGGUUCCCUGAGGACUCGUUUUUCCUCCAUGCCAGCAGAGCCCGUGCCGCGCCAACCCAUAGCGGUGCAGCUUGUGGGCAGACUGCUGGGAGGCCUCGGAGGCACAGUUAUCUAAAUACACUUGUGCAAGCACCAUUUUUUCCGUCGCGAUCCGUGGCGACAGCGAAGGGCUGGAGAUGGGCCUGGCGCCUGGCGCCACGCCGCGUCAGGAUUGUGAGGGGAGGGGGGAGGAGGAGGCUUCGAGCGUGCGUCUGAGCAGCGGCGCCGUCCCCGCGCACGGCAUCGGGGCGACUGACACCAUGCGGUGCCCUGGCCAGCAGCCCUGCACAGUGAGGCUGCUCUCAGUUUUUUCGGCUGCCUGCGUUCCACACUGGAGCAUCCACGGGAGGGCACGGCGGCCCCCCUGUACCGACCCGCCAGUCUCCUCUUCCUGCCUUCUCCUCCUGCUCCUCCUCCUGUUCUUCCUCCUGCUCCUCAUCCAUAUCCUCUUCCUCCAUCCUUCUGCCUCUCCUGGUUCUCCGCG
This is a messenger RNA of Prorocentrum cordatum, 1747 nucleotides long. NCBI's taxonomy places the organism in Eukaryota, Dinophyceae, Prorocentrales, Prorocentraceae. The record is from the annotation of a GenBank genome assembly.